AGUGUAGAGGAGUGCUUCAGUGAGGUAAGAGUAGGCGGCCAUGUUUUUACUUGGUCUGGGUGGAAAUUGAAGAAAAAUUGUCUUCCGGACGGUAAAUCUUGCCCAAAAGUGUAAUUUUUGCAUUAAAAACCAAGUGAAGUGUGAAAAGUGACUAUGGUUGAUUUCGAUCUCAAUGUGGACAGCCUCAUUAAACGGCUAUUAGAGGUCAACAAAAUUCAACAUCAACAGCAAUCGAUGGAACACGGCAGGAAAAAGGGGAAAUUCAAAGAAAUGUUUUCGACAGAUUUUGUUCGAGGAUGCCGCCCUGGAAAAUCAGUGUUGAUGACGGAAGCAGAAGUAAGGGGCUUAUGCCUAAAAUCCCGUGAGAUAUUUCUGCAGCAACCAAUAUUGCUGGAAUUGGAAGCACCACUGAAAAUAUGUGGAGAUAUCCAUGGUCAAUACACAGAUAUGUUGAGAUUAUUUGAAUACGGAGGCUUUCCACCAGAAGCAAAUUAUCUAUUUCUCGGUGAUUAUGUUGACAGAGGAAAACAAUCACUGGAGACAAUUUGUUUGUUGCUUGCGUACAAAAUAAAGUACCCAGAGAAUUUCUUCUUGCUCCGUGGCAAUCACGAGUGUGCCAGCAUCAAUAGGAUUUACGGAUUUUAUGAUGAAUGCAAACGGCGAUACAAUGUUAAGUUGUGGAAGACCUUCACUGAUUGCUUCAAUUGCCUCCCCAUCGCUGCAAUAAUUGAUGAGAAAAUAUUCUGCUGUCACGGUGGACUGAGUCCCGAUCUGCAAGGUAUGGAGCAAAUUCGGCGGAUUAUGAGACCCACCGAUGUUCCCGACACAGGACUCCUCUGUGACUUACUCUGGAGUGAUCCUGACAAAGAUGUGCAAGGCUGGGGUGAGAAUGACCGUGGCGUGAGCUUUACAUUUGGUGCGGAUAUUGUGACGAAAUUCUUGGGACGACAUGACUUGGAUUUAAUAUGUCGUGCUCAUCAAGUUGUUGAGGAUGGCUAUGAGUUCUUUGCAAAACGACAACUCGUCACUCUCUUCUCUGCGCCUAAUUACUGUGGCGAAUUUGACAAUGCUGGUGGCAUGAUGUCUGUAGAUGAUCAAUUAAUGUGUUCAUUCCAGAUUCUGAAACCAGGAGAAAAGAAAGCAAAAUAUCAAUACAGUGGAAUGAACUCGGGAAGACCAUCGACGCCACAGCGUAUACCACCGCCUCCAUCGGUUGCGUCCAACAAGAAAAAAUAAUAUCACUUAGUUCCAUAUUCAUAACAAUUCAUAAUAAAAUAUUAAUGUUAUAUACAGAGAAGAAAACAAAAAAAAAAAGAAACCCAGAAAAACUGCAUCCACAAAAAGAAAAUUAACAGAAAAAUAGAAAAGAAAAGCUGAAAAGGAGUUGAGGAAAAGUGAAAGAGGUGAAUGAAGAAACAAUGAAAGAUGGUACGUGAGACACUGGAAAAAAGGUAAAAAAACACACACCGAAAUGUAAUUUUUAACGAUGACAGAGCUCUCGUCUUUUCUCUAUUAUAAAUUAUACAUAAAAAUUUAUUAAAACUAAAUAAAAACAAUGAUGUGGAUUAAUUUUGUAGAAGCGUAGUUGAAAGAAGAAAUUGUAAAAAAAAAGAGUUGCAGUUACUGCAAACGAACUAUAAAGUGAUUGGACACUUGAAAAAGAAGCUUUAUUUUUUGAAAUAAGACCCGAUAGAGAAUCACAUCACUACAAAAAAAAGAGUAGGGAAAAGUGGGGCAGUUUUGAAAUUGGGCUUUUUUCUCCUGUUUUCAAAUGAAACUUAUGGCCUCUACACAUUGGGAGCAAUUUUUGUCAAAAAUUGCUUUUUUGAAGGAAAUUCCCUGUAGCGUUGUAGGGAGAAACGUCAAAUUUCUGUCAAAAACGCAAUUUUUGACGAAAAUUGCUCCCAAUGUCUAGACGCCUUUAGCUAAAAUUUAGCUAAACAAAACGAUUGCAAAGCUAAAUUGCAUCAAGAUAAAGCUCAAUUCCAUUUAAAAAUAGGACAAAAAAGCCCCAUUUCAAAGCUGCCCCACCUCUCCCUAUUGGGAAAAUCAGUGUGAAAUGUGGAUGAAGAACGCGAAAGCUCUGAAAUAGUAAAAAAGUGCAUAUCUUGAGAAAAGCAACAAAAAAAGAGGCAUGAGGAAUGAGAAUUUUUGCACGUUCUUAUUAAAAAAAAAUUAAUAACAAGAACUUAUUCAUUGGACAUUUUUCAAUCAAUUAUACCUGUAAAUUGUAAACUUUUCCUAUAGGCCAUAAAAAUUGGGAAGUGUAAGUCUUCGUAUUUCUAAGGUAUUUUUUUUUGUUAGUUCACCCCUUCUAACCCCCUUUAUAUACCCCCUUUUCGCGAAAAUGAUUCAUUGAUGAGAAAAUUUUAGCCACAUUUUCCUAUUGGCUAUUUUUUCUAAAAAAAAAAACACCUAAAAAUAGUUUAGCAAAACGUAUUUAAAAAAAAACUCUAUUAUGAAAGAAAGAGAUUUAAAGAAAAAAAAGAUUAUAUUCUUGAUGACAAGUGUUUGAAUAAAAAAGAAAUAUAACUAUUUAAAAAAAAACAAAUCUUGUAGAAAGCAGAACAUUUUCAAAGUAGUAAUAAAAGAAAAAAAAACAGUGAGGAUGUGAAAAAAAAACGGGCGAAGAAAGAUUCUUUCACUUCUCUGUGAAAUAAAAAAAGAGGAAUUUUCUGACAUCACGACAAAGAGUUUAGAAAAAAAAGUUGUAUAUUUGGAAGAGACUUUAUGUGCAUUAUUUGCAGAAGAAUCAUUUGCCCCAAAUAUACGAUUAAACAGAAAGAAAUUGCAUAGUAAAAAAAAAUGUGUAUUUUAUUGACAAUAUUGAUAAAAGGAUCGAGAACCAGAGAUUUGUCCACUAAUUUAUGCGUAAAUUCGGUAAAUUCAGUUAAUGCGACAUUGAAUUAAAAAAAAAUGAGGGAAAACGUCAUUGCAGUGAUAAUCAUAAAAAGGAAUUAUUUCAAUUCGUCUCAUUGUAUUAUUUUUGGCAUCUCAAUUCGUUGGUAAUUUUAAUUAUAGUUAAUAAAUUGGAAGGAGUAAUAGUUGCAAAA
This is a messenger RNA of Phlebotomus papatasi, 3053 nucleotides long. RefSeq names its product serine/threonine-protein phosphatase PP1-beta catalytic subunit (gene flw). Gene Ontology annotation, molecular function: protein serine/threonine phosphatase activity. The record is from RefSeq and is a predicted model, not a curated record. Bases 154 to 1236 code for a protein of 360 amino acids. The transcript is spliced from 7 exons. Gene Ontology annotation, cellular component: nucleus; cytoplasm. Lineage: Eukaryota; Metazoa; Arthropoda; Insecta; Diptera; Psychodidae.